AUGUCGUCCCCUCCCCACGAACCGCCCGCGGCACAGUCGGAACUAUCCGAGCUCACACCGCCGGCCAAUGAAGAGGUUUUUGUUAACACGCCCGGUGUAAUUACAGUUGAUGAUUUUAGCUCCGAUAGCAACGGUGAAUUCGACGAUGACCUGUCCGAUCUUACAUCUCUUUCGUCAAGCGUACUCCAGUUCGAGUAUGAAAAUGGUCGCCGGUACUGCAGUAACCGAUCAGGAAGUUAUAUGAUGCCAAAUGACGAAGAAGAGCAGGAUCGAAUGGAUCUGACACACCAUAUAUGGCUGAUGCUACUACGAGGCGAGCUCUAUAAUGCCCCUAUCAAAUCGUCACCACAGAACAUUCUUGACCUCGGAACCGGAACAGGAAUUUGGGCCAUGGACAUUGCUGAGAAAUUCCCUAGCGCUCACAUUAUAGGAAACGACAUCAGUCCCAUCCAGCCUAGUUGGGUGGCACCGAAUAUCGAAUUCAUCGUGGAGGAUUUUGAAAGCGAAUGGCAGUAUGAAAAAAACUAUUUUGAUUUCAUCCAUGCAAGAUGUCUAGCGGGAUGCGUAGCCAACUGGCCUGAGUUUAUCCGCCGGAUCUAUGAUCACGUCAAACCUGGUGGCUACUUUGAGUCGCACGAGAGUGCUGUAUGGGCCAGAAGCGACGAUGGCUCCCUCAAGCAAGAUUGCGCGAUCAUGGAAUGGCAGCAGGCUGUCAAUUAUGCAAGCGAUAAGAUCGGUCGGGAGCUAAAUAUCUAUCAUAAGCUGAAAGACUGGAUGGUUGCAGCCGGCUUUGAGGAUGUCAAGUUAUCAGUCUACGUGCUGCCAUUCUCGCCCUGGCCAAAGGAUCCUUAUCUCAAGGCCCUAGGCAAGUACCAGGCAGUGCAGUUACAGCAAGCGAUUGAUUCAUAUUCCCUACGACUAUACACGCAGGUGCUUGGCUGGGGCGAAGAUGCGGCGAAGAUUCAUAACGCUGUGGUUAAGCAGGAACUGCGGAAUAAGAGAUUACAUGCAUAUGUUCAAACGUAUGCCUUCCCUACUCUUUUCGAUAACCUGAACACUUUUGCUAACUAG
Messenger RNA from Penicillium cataractarum, 1071 nucleotides. RefSeq names its product class I SAM-dependent methyltransferase. The record is from RefSeq and is a predicted model, not a curated record. The transcript is spliced from 8 exons. NCBI's taxonomy places the organism in Eukaryota, Fungi, Ascomycota, Eurotiomycetes, Eurotiales, Aspergillaceae. The coding region runs from base 1 to 1071 and encodes 356 amino acids. Gene Ontology annotation, molecular function: methyltransferase activity.